GAUGGAUGAAAUAAGGUAGAGGUGUUGUUCUCUCUCGCUGAUUGAUUCUAUUUUUACGCUUUUUCUCAUUCUCUCUCUUUUCCUCCUCAAAUUUCGAAAUCUCUCUUCUUUUCCUUUUCAAUUCUUCCUUCGUAAUCGUAAUGCUCUCACUCUGAUCGAAUCUAUGGCGAUUAAUAUUAUCAAAGAAGGCGAUCGAUCGCCGAGAAUCAUACUGCAUGAACCUACCGGAUCAACCGUUGAGGUGCUCUUGUAUGGGGCUCAGGUUAUUUCUUGGAAGAAUGAACGUCGAGAAGAAAUACUUUUCAUGAGCAACAAGGCAGUUUGGAAACCACCUAAACCCGUCAGAGGUGGCAUACCCAUUUGUUUCCCACAGUUUGCAAAUUUUGGAACACUGGAGCAACAUGGAUUUGCCAGGAACAGGCUAUGGUCGCUAGACGAUGACCCUUCUCCUUUAACCCCAGCUAACAAUCAAUCGACUGCAGAUCUUUUACUGAAAUCAACAGAAGAGGAUCUGAAAACAUGGCCAUACAGAUUUGAGUUGCGGCUCCGCAUUACUGUCAGUGCUGGCAAGCUUACUAUGAUCCCUCGUGUGAGAAAUGUAGAUAACAAGGCCUUCACAUUUACCCUUGCGCUGCGUAAUUAUUUUUCUGUAUCUGAUGUCAGUGAAGUACGUGUUGAGGGCUUAGAGACGCUGGACUAUUUUGAUAAUCUGUCCAAGAGAGAAAGGUACACAGAGCAGGCAGACGCCAUUACUUUUGAUGGUGAGAUUGAUCGUGUAUAUUUGAGUACACCUACUAAGAUCGCCAUAAUUGACCAUGAGAAGAAGAGAACAAUCGUCUUACGUAAAGAAGGCAUGGUGGAUGCAGUCUUAUGGAAUCCUUGGGACAAAAAGGCGAAAGCAAUUCCCGAUUUGGGUGAUGAAGACUAUAAAACCAUGCUAUGCCUUGAUGCUGCAGCUGUUGAAAACCCGAUCAGCUUAAAACCUUGUGAAGAAUGGAAAGGUCGUCAAGAGCUGUCUAUAGUUUCCUCAAGUUAUUUCAGUGGGCAGUUGGACCCUUCUAAGGUUAUUAACGGAUUACAUUGAUCUCCGGAAAUUCCAGGUUUCUUACUUGAUCUGCAAUAUUAAUGUUGCUGCUGCCUGCUUAUUACAUUGAUUUGGUGUUUAGGGUUCUUUAGAUAUUUGCAAAAGAAUCUCCUUGUUAUAUAUAACCAUAUUAUUCAAGUUGAUCAGUGAGAAUGUUGGACUUCGCUAUGAUCUGGUCCACCAAGUACACCUGGUAUAAUUAGAUCAACAAAUAGCCUCUCUUUUAUAGUUAUGAACCACUGUUAUCAAUUUUUGUUAUCUGGUUCUUGAGCAACAUAUAUAAUAUACACACAAGAGACUUUAUGUAUCUAUUCAGUAUUUUUAAUGGUAUUGUUUUGCGUAUGAAAA
Molecule: messenger RNA, 1432 nt
Organism: Helianthus annuus (common sunflower)
Lineage: Eukaryota; Viridiplantae; Streptophyta; Magnoliopsida; Asterales; Asteraceae
Product: putative glucose-6-phosphate 1-epimerase
Exons: 8
Coding region: 164-1084 (306 amino acids)
Biological process (GO): carbohydrate metabolic process
Molecular function (GO): carbohydrate binding; isomerase activity
Source: RefSeq, a predicted model, not a curated record